This is a messenger RNA of Bactrocera dorsalis (oriental fruit fly), 2019 nucleotides long. RefSeq lists its product as uncharacterized. Gene Ontology annotation, biological process: proteolysis. The transcript has a single exon. The coding region runs from base 1 to 2019 and encodes 672 amino acids. Gene Ontology annotation, molecular function: zinc ion binding; nucleic acid binding; aspartic-type endopeptidase activity. The record is from RefSeq and is a predicted model, not a curated record. Lineage: Eukaryota; Metazoa; Arthropoda; Insecta; Diptera; Tephritidae.
AUGGAAGCUUUCAUGCGCUUAGUAGACUACGUUGUCGAAUACGAGUCUGAAUUCAGUGCUGCAUCAAAGGACAUCUCGAAGAACGCUCUUGUGAUGCAACAAGACGAGCUGAGAGAGAUGUGGUGCAAAGCGAAAGCUGCCCAUGACGACCUCAACAGCAAAGGGGGCAUGUCCUCAAAGGACUAUGCCCUUAUUAAAAAAAAAUUCAAGAUAGGUGGGCAAUGCUACAUACGUUGCAUGGGGGCAAUGAAGGAUAUGUCUGAGAUCCUCUCAACCCCCAAAGACACCGAAAAAUCUGUUGAGGUAGACAGUAACCACUCCCUUCCGCCUUGCGAUACGGAUGUUUUCAAAGGGGACUACCUUUCAUGGCCAACAUUCCGCGAUAUGUUCACGGCCGUAUACAUCAAAAGCAAGCGCCUGUCACCUGUUGAGAAAUUAUACCAUCUCAACAAAAAGACACAAGGGGAGGCGAAGGUUAUUGUAUCAAAAUGCCCGCUAACAAAUGAUGGCUUCGCAAUGGCGUGGAAGGGAUUGACUGAUAUGUACGAGAAUGAGCGAAUUCUCGUCGAAACCCAAGUCGACAUACUGCUCGACUUGCCCUCAAUCGAUAAAGAGUGUUCGAGCUCAAUAAAAUGGCUACAGCGGGAGAUCAACAGCUGCAUCUCCUGCCUGACAGCCAAUAAAGUGGACAUUGGGAACUGGGACCCAAUCAUAAUCCGCAUUUGUUCUAAGAGACUGCCACAGGCAACAUUGGCCCUAUGGGAACAGUCUGUAAAGAACAAGACCAAGACAUCGAAGUGGGAGGAAUUGGACAACUUCCUCACGGAUAGAUACCGUGAUUUGGAGGCAAUAGAACGUGCCAAGAAAUCGUCCAAUUCCGUAAAGCCUGUCAGUGCACCCACACAGAAUAAAUACCACAACAAUAGCCAUCAGAACAGAUUCGGCGCCUUCCAAGUAAGCGUUGAGAAAUCAACAUGUCUGAUGUGCAAAAGCGCAGAUCACAAAUUAAGAUCUUGCCCCAUGUUUCUUAACAUGGCACCAGCGGACAGGAUCAAGUUCGCUAAGCGCAACAAUCGCUGCAUCAAUUGCCUCAGCUUUGGGCAUUUAGUGUCGCAAUGCACCAGUGCAUUCAACUGCAGCACGUGCCACGCGAGGCAUCACACACUCCUACAUGUGGGGACAGUGCAGCCUAGCAGCCAAAGAGGCUCAUCUAUAUCAUCGGACGAGAUUCCGUCUACGUCCAGGCAAGCUCAACAGAGACGCAACUUUGACAAAUCGGAAGGCAAGCCAACUGUCGUACAGUCGUGCUUCGCUAACAGCGAUAAAGGCGUCUUACUAGGAACUGCACAAAUCAACAUAAAUUACCGCGGCGUUACUUAUGCCGCAAGAGCACUCAUCGACUCCGGGUCAGAGUGCUCUUUCAUCACAGAAAAGCUGAAGAGCAGAAUCAACUUGCCAGUUCGGAAGAUAAAUGCCCAGGUGUCAGGCAUCAACAACACCGUAUCUGCGCAAGUAAAGGAAUCAUGUCGUGUCGAGUUGCGGUCACCAAUUGACCCACUUAUAUCGAUAACCACGAACAUGAUGGUUCUGCCGAAAUUAACGGGAAACUUGCCGACUUGCCAUAUUAGCGCACUAACUCGGCAGGCUUUCCCAGAUCUCACAUUGGCGGACGAAAGGUUCUUCGUCAAUGAACCCGUGGACGUCAUACUCGGUGGGGACGUUUAUCCCCACAUUAUGCUUGAUGGCAUACGCAAGAACGUACUGGGAUCACUUCUUGCGCAAGAGACAGUGUUCGGCUGGAUAGUCACAGGGCGUGCUAAUGCAGCUACACCAACCAACACUUGCGUCUCAUAUCACAACAAAAUAUCGCGGAAAAAGCAGUUAACUGCGUGCGGGGAUUUGGAACAGAUGACCAAAUCUGUAAGGAAAAGAAGAUAUUUAAAUAAAUAUGCAAAAAAGAAACCCCUAGACUCUAGUCGAAGUUGCCAUUUUUACGCGAAUUUAUGUUGUUCUAUUUAA